UCCGGAGAAGGAGACAUGACCUCCAACAUGAGUGUGUCUGGAAAACAGGACUUAAAGAAAGACGAGAGAAUGAUGGAGGGAAAGAGAUCAGACUCACCAGAACCCAGCUGUGUGUCCAUGAAGAGUGACAAGUCAGUGGAUCGUCCAAUUACCUUCAGAGACGGAGCCAGUUCUCCUGAUGUGAGACCACAACAGAAGAAAUCAAACCUCAGCAGAAAUCAGUUGGACUCCAUAUUCAAGGAGCUGGAACACAAAGUCAUCACUCUGAUAAAGAAUGAGCUGAAGAGGUUUAGGAAGCUCCUGAGUCCAGAUUACCCAGCAUGCACUGAGAGGGAGGUGGAGGAUGAGGAGGAUCUGCACAGUGUCAGAGACGGAGCGCUGAAGAUCACACUGCACGUCCUGAAGAACAUGAACCACACAGAUCUCGCUAACACACUGCACAACAAACUCGCCUCUGUGUAUCAGACAAAGCUGAAAUCCAGCCUGAGAGAGAAGUUUAAAAGAAUUAAUGAAGGAAUCUCACAGCAUGGAAGCUCAGCACUUCUGAAUGAGAUCUACACAGAGCUCUACAUCACAGAGGGUUGGAGUGGAGACGUCAAUAAUGAACAUGAGGUGAGACAGAUUGAGACAGCGUCCAGGAGACCAGCAGCACAGGAGACACCCAUCAAAUGUAAUGAUCUCUUUAAAGACAAGUCCAUCAGAAGUGUGCUGACUAAAGGAGUUGCUGGAAUUGGAAAAACAGUCUCUGUGCAGAAGUUCAUUCUGGACUGGGCUGAAGGAAAAGCAAAUCAGGACGUCACCUUCAUGUUUCCACUUCCCUUUAGAGAGCUGAAUCUGAUGAAGCAGGAACAUCUCAGUCUGAUGGAUCUUCUUCAUCACUUUUUCCCUGAAAUGAGAAAACUACAAUUAAUAGACUCCUACAAAGUCCUGUUGAUCUUUGAUGGUCUGGAUGAGUGUCGACUUCCUCUAAAUUUCCAGAAGAAUGAGAGACUGUGUGAUGUGACAGAGUCAGCCUCAGUGGACGUGCUGCUGACGAACCUCAUCAAGGGGAAUCUGCUUCCCUCUGCUCUCCUCUGGAUAACCUCUCGACCAGGAGCAGCCAAUCAGAUCCCUCCUGAGUGUGUAGACCAGGUAACAGAGGUACGAGGGUUCAGUGAUCCUCAGAAAGAGGAGUACUUCAAGAAGAGGAUCAGUGAUCAGAGCCUGGCCGAUAAAAUCACCUCACACAUGAAGUCUUCAAGAAGCCUCUACAUCAUGUGCCACAUCCCAGUCUUCUGCUGGAUCUCAGCCACUGUUCUAGAGAGAAUGUUGGGUGAAGCAGAGAGUGGACAGAUCCCCAAGACUCUGACUCAAAUGUUCACACACUUCCUGAUCUUUCAGAUCAAACACAAGGACCAAAAGUACCAUCAGAAAUGUGACCCUGAUCCUCAGCAGACCAGAGAGAGUAUCCUGGCACUGGGAAAACUGGCUUUCCAACAGCUGGAGAAAGGAAACCUGAUCUUCUAUGAGGAAGACCUGAGAGAGUGUGGCAUUGAUGUCAGAGAAGUGUCGGUGUACUCAGGAGUGUGUACCCAAAUCUUCAGAGAGGAGUUUGGGCUUCACCUGGGGAAGGUGUUCAGCUUUGUACAUCUGAGUGUUCAGGAGUUUCUGGCUGCUUUAUACACAUUUCUCUCCUUCAUCAGCAGAAAUGUAACAGAACAACCAACCACUGAUCUGUCUGAUCUUCUCAACAAGUCAGACAUGUCUGAUCUCCUCAGGACUGCAGUGGACAAGGCCUUACAGAGUGAGAACGGACACCUGGACCUGUUCCUCCGCUUCCUUCUGGGUCUCUCACUGGAGUCCAAUCAGACUCUCUUACGAUGCUUAAUGCCCCAGACAGGAAGCAGCUCUCACAGCAAACAGGAAACAGUCGAGUACAUCAAGGAGAAGAUCAGGGAGAACCCAUCUCCAGAGAAAUCCAUCAAUCUGUUCCACUGUCUGAAUGAACUGAAUGAUCAUUCUCUAGUGCAGGAAGUACAGACUUACCUGAACAGAGGAGGUCUCAGUCGUCUCAGUGGAACCAGACUCUCUCCUGCUCAGUGGUCAGCUCUGGUGUUUGUGUUACUGAACUCAGAUCAGGAGCUGGAUGUGUUUGAUUUGAGGAAAUAUGACCGAUCAGAGAAAUGUCUUCUGAAGCUGCUGCCAGUGGUCAAAGCCUCCAGAAGAGCUGUGCUGUGUGGGUGUGAUCUGACAGAGGAAAGCUGUAGAGUUCUGUCCUCAGUUCUCAGAUCAAACUCCUCCAGACUGAGAGAACUGGACCUGAGUUACAAUAACCUGCAGGAUUCAGGAGUGAAGCUGCUCUCUGCUGGACUGGAGAAUCCACACUGUACACUGGAGAUACUGAGGCUGUGGGAGUGUAAUCUGACAGAGGAAAGCUGUAGAGUUCUGUCCUCAGUUCUCAGAUCAAACUCCUCCAGACUGAGAGAACUGGACCUGAGUUACAAUAACCUGCAGGAUUCAGGAGUGAAGCUGCUCUCUGCUGGACUGGAGAAUCCACACUGUACACUGGAGAAACUGAGGCUGUGUGUGUGUGAUCUGACAGAGGAAAGCUGUAGAGUUCUGUCCUCAGUUCUCAGAUCAAACUCCUCCAGACUGAGAGAACUGGACCUGAAUCACAAUAACCUGCAGGAUUCAGGAGUGAAGCUGCUCUCUGCUGGACUGGAGAAUCCACACUGUACACUGGAGAUACUGAGGAUGUGGAACUGCAGGAUUACAGAUGAAGGUUGUGCUGCUCUGGCUUCUGCUCUGAGGUCAAACUCCUCAUCACACCUGAGAGAACUGGAUCUGAACGGUAAUAAUCCAGGAGAAUCAGGAGUGAAGCUGCUCUCUGAUCUACUGAAGGAUCCACACUGUAACCUGGAGACACUACACAUUAACUAUAAUACACUCACCAGGACUGGCGUAUGACAGGAGUCUCACCUCAAACCUCUUCUCCAGGAUAAAGCAGUCUUGGUGAAGAGUUAGAACCCGUCCCACAUUUCCAGCAGUUUGGGAGCUGAAUCAUUAAACUUAAAGGGGCAGAGCAGAAACAAAGUCAAGAACAGGCAGAAGGUCAUACACAGGAGAAAUCAACACACGUAACCAAAUAUCUGCUGUACAAAGCAACGGCACCGAUCUGCCCCGGGGAUGGAGACUGACGAGGCUUAAGUACACGUCCGGAAAUGUACAGCCAACUCAUCCCAAAGGCGGGAGCAGGCGUGUACGAGAUGUGAUCGUCCAAUGGCAAGCAGGAACAUGACGCACUGCAGUGGACUGGGCUUAAAAGAGGAGGAGACAAGACACCCAUCCCUCCCCCGACAUAGACAGAUGGAACAUAGUACAAACAGAAAUACAACUGAGGACGUAACAAUGGCCAAGUAUCAAAUAAAAUGUAAACUUGCAUUGAUGAAGGUAAUGUUGUUAGUAAUUGUUUAUAAAUUACCAUGGUAACACAGAGCUCCAAGGUAUAAAAAUAUGGAGUUUGUCAUCAAUCAAACAGUGACCAGUUUUAAUACCUAAAAAAGUUUACGUAGCAAAAUUUAGCAAAGCGCUUUACAGUAAAUUAAAAUGUAAAAUUAAACUAAUGAAAUGUUGUGCAGCACAUGCUUAUGUUAAUGUUUGUUACAUUAUAUGAUCAUAUAAAUAAAUAAAUACUCCCAAAGUCA
Ictalurus furcatus (blue catfish) is the source of this 3683-nucleotide messenger RNA. RefSeq names its product NACHT, LRR and PYD domains-containing protein 3-like. Gene Ontology annotation, molecular function: protein binding. The transcript has 10 exons. The record is from RefSeq and is a predicted model, not a curated record. The coding region runs from base 16 to 2946 and encodes 976 amino acids. NCBI's taxonomy places the organism in Eukaryota, Metazoa, Chordata, Actinopteri, Siluriformes, Ictaluridae.